Messenger RNA from Fusarium verticillioides 7600, 3682 nucleotides. RefSeq lists its product as hypothetical. The record is from RefSeq and is a predicted model, not a curated record. Gene Ontology annotation, cellular component: protein phosphatase type 2A complex. NCBI's taxonomy places the organism in Eukaryota, Fungi, Ascomycota, Sordariomycetes, Hypocreales, Nectriaceae. Gene Ontology annotation, biological process: signal transduction. Bases 925 to 2901 code for a protein of 658 amino acids. Gene Ontology annotation, molecular function: protein phosphatase regulator activity. The transcript has 5 exons.
AACAGCUGGUGAUCUAGGUACGAACACCAUGACCCAAACCUGACAUCCCUCUCCAAUAAUCGAAGCGCGUUCCCUCCAACUGGAGCUUCCACCCCCCCGCAAAGCACAAUACCUACUCUUCGCCGGCGCCCAACGACAAUCACGUCCCGUCCGCUACCUACGACAAGUUUCCGAUUUCCUCAUCGACGACAACGAGGCUCGAGUCUGAAGCCGCCGUGAGCAUCCCGACCACGCCGCGUCCUUGACAUUUCUUCUUCUUCGUUCCACUUCCAGUUCUACCUUGCUCCUCUCGACCUUUGCUCUUACUACGUUUUCUCCUCCCUAAGACAAGACAACAGCAGCACCAGGAAGCAUCAGCAGAGACCAUCCCGGCCGAGCCCCCGUUACAGUUUCCCACCCUCCUGCGCAAGUACCAGCCAGCGCCUCAGUCAGUACCAGCGCCCAGCACACGCACUGCACAGCACCGCACUUGACUGCACCUCAUCUCGACGCACUGUCGCCCAACACCAACCUACCAAAGAUCUUCAGCUCUGGCUGGUUCAGUGCUUCAUCGUUUUUCUCCUGCAUGGGACCAAUCGUCGCUUUUCGCUUCCCGAGUAGUCUUUUUACACCAGCUGUCCCAGCCUCAUCAGCUUAGAAGCUCUCGCUCUCGCAGUCUUUCGUCCGGCUCUCGACAGGACCUCAACGCUCUCGCCAGGCUGGCCCCUCUCUUCUUGCCUUGAAAUCGACCCCUAACAACGAUUAUCGACAUCGCUCAUCGCUACGACGCCUCGAAUCAUCGAUAUUGUUGCUUGCGCAGCCGUUAUCACACCCUCGACGUCCCUUUGCCCCUGACGUCGUUGCCCCGGUGCCCCACUGCCUCAUACAGUUGAGCAGCGGGCGUCUUAAACCGCCCCUCCACACGACACGCUGUUGUCCGACAAGAUGAAGCGCUUCAGUCAGAGAGUUCUCUCGCGUGGGAAAGAUCCAAAUAAGUCUUCUAAGAAGAACAAGGAUUCCAAGGAUGGUACCGCGUCUCCCUCAUCACGGGAUUCCAAUCAGUCACCCGUACUCACGCCGUCAUCCUCCACGUCGACUUUGAACGAUCCUAGAAACAAGCCACUGCCACAGAACAAUACUGGACACGGAGGCGAACAUGGUAGUGGCUCGCAGCCCUCCAAUCUGUCCAAUGUAACUCAGGCCGGUAGCACCCCUGAUCGCUUUGCAACUGGAGGUGCUUCGAGCCCCAACGGCGGAAGUGCCAACUCGAGACUUCCGCCAACUGUUGUCAUCAGCCCAACACCAGGUCAUGUCCCUCCCCCGGGAGCCGCCGAGACGAUGCCACACGAUUUGGCCCCUCCUAAGGCAGGACAAAAGUCGCUCUUGAUCCAUCGAGGAAUAGAUAAUCGCGAUGCGAUUCCCGAGGGACUCAGAACCCCAAAGAGACAGCAUUCCUCACGAUUCGAUAUCUCCGCUCACCGCGAGCUUGAGAAGUUGCCUGGAUUCCAUGAGGUCCCCCCUAACCGACGACAAGAACUCUUCAUGCAAAAAAUUGAUCAGUGCAACGUCAUUUUCGACUUUAACGAUGCGAGUGGUGACAUGAAGUCCAAGGAGAUCAAGAGGCUAGCUUUGCACGAGCUACUGGAUUAUGUCGCCAACAACAGACAAGUCAUCACAGAACCCAUGUACCCCAAGGUUGUUGACAUGUUUGCCAAGAACUUGUUCCGUCCGAUCCCUCCUCCAAUGAACCCUCAAGGCGAGGCUUUUGAUCCCGAAGAGGAUGAGCCCGUUCUCGAGGUUGCUUGGCCGCAUAUCCAGGUCGUUUAUGAGUUCUUCCUGCGCUUCAUUGAGAGUCAGGAUUUCAACACCAACAUCGCCAAGGCCUACAUUGACCAUAGCUUUGUCCUCCAGCUUCUCGAGCUCUUUGACUCAGAGGACCCCCGUGAGCGAGACUUCUUGAAGACCACCCUCCAUCGCAUUUACGGAAAAUUCCUUAACCUACGAUCAUUUAUUCGACGAUCCAUCAACAACGUCUUCUUCCAAUUCACCUACGAAACCGAGCGAUUCAACGGUAUUGCCGAGUUGCUCGAGAUUCUUGGCUCUAUUAUCAACGGAUUUGCUCUUCCUCUGAAGGAGGAGCACAAAAUCUUCUUGACCCGAGUGCUAUUGCCGCUGCACAAGCCCAAGAGUCUGAGCAUGUACCACCCUCAGCUAGCCUACUGUAUUGUGCAAUUCUUGGAGAAGGAUGCUUCUCUUACAGAAGAUGUGGUUCUGGGAUUACUCCGUUACUGGCCCAAGGUCAACAGCACAAAGGAGGUCAUGUUCCUCAACGAAGUCGAAGAUAUCUUUGAGGUCAUGGACCCUGCAGAAUUUGCAAAGGUUCAAGAACCUCUGUUCCACCAGCUUGCCAAGUCUGUCGCCAGCCCUCAUUUCCAGGUUGCCGAGCGAGCCCUGUACUUCUGGAACAACGAGUACUUCUGCAAUCUUGUCAGCGACAAUGUUGAGAUCAUUCUGCCCAUUAUGUUUGCUCCUCUCUACGAGAAUUCAAAGGGCCACUGGAACAGAACGAUCCACGGCAUGGUUUAUAAUGCUAUGAAGCUUUUCAUGGAGAUUAACCCACAGUUAUUUGAUGACUGCUCGCACGACUACACAGAACAGCAGAACAGCGCAGCAGCACGUGAAGCUCUUCGAGAGCGUAAAUGGGCUGCUCUUAGCGAAAAGGCCAACCAACAGAGGGAAAGCAACGGCAGUGGAACCGCCGGUGCCCCAGCACAAAACCAUGUCAACCCCAUGCCUCGCGUAGACGAAGUCGACCCACAAACCGAGGAUAAUUCGAAGCGCCUCGAUUCGCUUAAGUUGCAAGACGGCCGACCCAAUCUUCACGAGCGACAGGAAUCUGUAGGAUCUACUCGAAGCCGGUAAUCCAAGUUAGCAGCUAUCCAACAUUCGUCAAAGCAUCGAACUUGGAUAAGAAAGGGAUAGAUCCCCUUUCCAGAGUCGAAUACAGAGGGACACUGGUGGAUUCGGAUAACGAUCAUGGCUGCAUAGUCGUGUUUGGCGGUGGUAUUAUGAUUAUGAGAAGGGAUUAGUUUUUCGCGGUUCAAUAAUGGACUGAAGAACACGCGUACUCGACAUACAGUCGCUUUUACUGGGUGAUGGGGACUGGCCAGUGUGAAAACCAUCGCUAUAUUUCGCCUCUUGACCCUUUAAGCUUCUUUCUUGGUUUGCCCCUCAGCUAGACCACAUUCAGGGGGGGUUGUUGUGGCGAGGACAAAAACGUGCAUAUAUUACAAUGCACUGAGUUCCCGCUCUGGCUCUCAAGAUGACAAGAAAAGAACGCGUGUUUUUAUACUAUGUUGCCUGUCGUGGCAUGAUGGGAACCGAGCAUUAAAAAAACAUGGAUGUCUACGCUUUUCGUGUAACUCUUUGGGGCGAAUACUUAACUUUGUUCUAUUUCUUCUUCGUUUUUUUCUUCUUUUGGUUGUCUCACUUUUUUCACCCUUUCGCGACAUGGAACCGGGCGCAUGGAGGAGCUGUAGGUUCUUCGCUGGUCCCGGGUUUGAGUUGUGCUUUUUGUGCUUUUGCUGUGUGUAAAGAGGGAUUGAGGGUCUGCUUGGUUUUACGUAGACGAUGAAUGAGCAAGACGAAAAUAAAAGUCAGUACUAUUACGGCAUUGCUAAAUUAUGGAUCCCAUUGUGUGCAA